UGCCGACAAACACGUCACAAACGUCACCGAAUUUAUGUUAUAGGUUAAAACAGCUGCUUGGGCAACAAUUUGGUUUAAUUUAAAAAAUAACAUCUUGUAGUGUGUAGUGAUGAAUUAAACUUUAUUUGAAACGUGCCCAAAAAUACGGUUUUACUUAUCUUAAAGAGGCGGAGUAAUUGAUUCCAUAAAAAAUGCACAGAAAUAAAUUUUUUGUGUAUGCUGCUGGGAUAUUCGCAUCAUAUUUUUAUUUUGGAAUACUGCAAGAAAAAAUAACAAGAGGAAAAUAUUCGCGUGAUGUUAUUAACGAGGAGGGCGUGAAAGCGGUUGAAAUAGAACAAUUCUCCUUUGCUUUAACAUUAGUUUUUGUGCAAUGUAUUAUAAACUACGUAGUAGCGAAGGGCGCUUUAAGUAUAUGGACUCAAUCCGAAGACACUACACCAAAAUUAUAUUAUGUAAGCAUGUCUACUACGUACUUAUUAGCGAUGGUUUGUUCUAAUAUGGCACUGCAAUGGGUGCCAUAUCCAACCCAAGUCAUCGGUAAAUCUGCAAAGCCUAUUCCCGUGAUGAUACUGGGAGUGCUGUUAGGGAGAAAGUCGUAUCCUUUUAGGAAAUAUAUUUUUGUGUUUAUGAUAGUCUUAGGCAUUGUUCUAUUUAUGCUUAAGGAAAAUAAGGGUACCCAUCAUACGACAGAGGAGACAUUGCUAGGUGUAGGAGAAUUGUUGCUGUUUCUUUCUCUGCUUAUGGAUGGCUUAACAGGAGCAAUCCAGGAAAGAAUUAGAGCAGAAGCCAAACCUACAGGUUUGCAGAUGAUGAAAGUUGGCAAUGCUUGGUGUACUUUAUUUUUAUUCAUAACGAUACUUAUAACUGGUGAAUAUUUGGAAUUUUACGAUUUUGCCAUGAGGUAUCCCUAUGUUUUACACAAUUUACUGUUAUUGGGAAUAACAUCGGCAAUCGGACAACUGUUUCUGUAUUCAAUGGUAUCUGAAUUUGGUCCUCUUGUGUUGUCCAUUGUAACCACAACUCGGAAAUUCUUCACAGUACUAGGAUCCGUGAUUCUUUUUGGAAACGCUUUAAGUACACGACAGUGGACUGGCACUGUGAUUGUAUUCGCAGCAUUAUUCUUGGAUGCGUAUUACUCAAAAUCCGCGCCGAAAAAGAAAUAAUUUGCUAUUGGACAAUUUUUACCUAGCAGGUCUUCUAAUAGGAUAAUUUUAUGACAGAAAUUUAUUUAAUACUUCAGUGAAGUACGUUUAUUUACACAUCAGCAUAAUUGUUGAAACAAACGUGGAUGUUAAUUUUCUCGAUAUAUAUUUUAUUUAUAUAUUUUCUUUUGAGAUCAAUAAAAUUAUUUAUUUAA
Messenger RNA from Anoplophora glabripennis (Asian longhorned beetle), 1357 nucleotides. It is a transcript of the gene meigo, whose product is annotated as solute carrier family 35 member B1 homolog. The coding region runs from base 192 to 1163 and encodes 323 amino acids. The transcript is spliced from 3 exons. The record is from RefSeq and is a predicted model, not a curated record. Gene Ontology annotation, cellular component: Golgi membrane; endoplasmic reticulum membrane. Gene Ontology annotation, biological process: UDP-galactose transmembrane transport. NCBI's taxonomy places the organism in Eukaryota, Metazoa, Arthropoda, Insecta, Coleoptera, Cerambycidae. Gene Ontology annotation, molecular function: UDP-glucose transmembrane transporter activity; UDP-galactose transmembrane transporter activity.